Messenger RNA from Pygocentrus nattereri (red-bellied piranha), 6510 nucleotides. It is a transcript of the gene slc20a2, whose product is annotated as solute carrier family 20 member 2. Gene Ontology annotation, biological process: phosphate ion transmembrane transport. Bases 557 to 2545 code for a protein of 662 amino acids. Gene Ontology annotation, cellular component: membrane. NCBI's taxonomy places the organism in Eukaryota, Metazoa, Chordata, Actinopteri, Characiformes, Serrasalmidae. Gene Ontology annotation, molecular function: phosphate transmembrane transporter activity. The transcript has 11 exons. The record is from RefSeq and is a predicted model, not a curated record.
UGUUCACGAGGAGGGAGCUGCAGCAUCCUGCAACGCAUCUAACUCUCAACCUGCCGAUUUUAUAUUCUCGAAGUGCCUCAUUUUCUCCCCUGCUGAACAGUUUCACAUGGAUUAGCUGUUCACUCUGGUUCAUUGCCUCUUUGUCCUUGUCAUUAGUGUAUCACAUCAUUCCAUUGUAGUUUUCCUUCACUGCUCACAUUUCAUCUGUCAGUUCACUCAGUGUCUCAUUUUCCAACCCCCCUCCCGUUUCUCUGAGUACUGCAUAGUGGGAAGCUGAAGACUUCUCAGUGGACGGGACACGCAGAGGGCCAAAGAAUGGAAUGCUCUCUUCUGCCUACAUUGCUCACGGCUCCAAAGACUGAGGUUAAACGGCUUAGUUAGCAGUGUGCCUCUCCCCCUAGAACUUGCACAGCCAGGGGAGGAAGAGUGUGAAACAAAAGAGAAGUGGAAUUUUUAUUCCUUAAAAAAAAGCACAGCACCUUACUUACAUUUAGUUUAGAUCGGAAUUAUUUAUUUUUGGAUUGAGUUCUGAACCUGUUUAGGAGCGGCCGCAAAGAUGGAUUUAGAGUCGUAUCUGUGGUUGGUCAUAAUUGGCUUCAUCAUCGCCUUCAUCUUGGCGUUUUCAGUGGGAGCCAAUGACGUGGCAAACUCUUUUGGCACAGCAGUGGGCUCGGGGGUAGUCACAUUGCGCCAAGCCUGCAUCCUGGCUUCCAUUUUUGAAACCCUGGGCUCCAUGCUCCUUGGGGCCAAAGUGGGUGAGACCAUUCGGAAGGGGAUUAUAGACGUCAGCUUGUACAACGACACGGUGCCUAUAUUGAUGGCAGGAGAGGUCAGCGCCAUGGUCGGGUCUGCGGUUUGGCAGCUCAUCGCCUCGUUUCUGAAAUUGCCCAUUUCUGGAACUCAUUGUAUCGUGGGAUCUACUAUUGGCUUCUCCAUGGUGGCUAUUGGCACUCAGGGAGUACAGUGGAUGCAGCUGGUCAAAAUUGUUGCCUCCUGGUUCAUAUCCCCUCUGCUGUCAGGCCUCAUGUCUGGUCUGCUCUUCUUUGUCAUCAGAUAUUUCAUUCUUAACAAGGAUGAUCCUGUUCCAAAUGGCCUCCGUGCUUUGCCCCUCUUUUAUGCUUCUACUAUUGGCAUCAACACUUUCUCCAUCAUGUUCACAGGAGCUCCUUUGCUGGGGCUGGAGAUGCUUCCAGUGUGGGUCAUCGCUCUCAUCACCCUGGCUGGAUCUCUGGUUUGUGCUGCCCUGGUCUGGAUCAUCGUGUGCCCCUGGAUGAGAAACAAAAUAGCGAGUCGGCUGGAGAAAGAGAACGUUCUCUCGCGUAUCUCCGACGAGAGUCUAGAUAAGAUCCCAGAGGAGGAAGAGGAGGCUCCAGUGUUUAAAGAGCUUCCAGGAGCAAAGGGCAAUGAUGAUGCCGAACUGCCCUUGACUGGGGAAUCCACUGGGGAGUUGAACAGUCUGGCCAACGGAGGCACCGUCCUUCCUAAUGGCAGGGUGUAUGGCCGCACUCACUCUAUGACCAACGGUUGCCUGAAGUCACCUGUGUCCAAUGGAAGCUUCAGCUUUGAUGGACACGUUCGCAGCGACGGUCAGGUCUACCACACUGUGCAUAAGGACUCCGGCCUCUACAAAGAUCUGCUGCACAAGAUCCACGUAGGCCGCCUGGAAGAUGAACGUGCCAACUCACGACCCGACAACAACUACCGGGUCCUGCGGCGCAACAACAGUUAUACAUGCUACACAGCGGCCAUUUGUGGUAUGCCCGUGCAGCCUCUGAUGCGCUCUGAGUCCAGUGCCCCACCGCCGGAGGAUAGCGAGAAACUGGUGGGCGACAGCGUCUUCUACUCUAAGAAGCGCCUGCGCUAUGACAGCUACUCAAGCUACUGCAACGCUGUGGCCGAGGCUGAGAUUGAGGCUGAGGAGGGUGGAGUGGACGUGAAGUUGGGUGCCGAGAAACACGAGCCAACGCCCCCUGCUGGAGGGGCACUGGAGGACUGCGCUGACGAGGAUAAGGAGGAGACGGACAAGCCCCAGGUCUUCCUGCUCUUCCAUUUCCUUCAGAUCCUCACUGCCUGCUUCGGUUCUUUUGCGCAUGGUGGCAACGAUGUCAGUAAUGCCAUCGGUCCCCUGGUGGCUCUGUGGAUGAUCUACGAGCAGGGUGGGGUGAAGCAGGACUCGGCCACCCCCGUGUGGCUGCUGUUAUAUGGUGGAUUGGGCAUCUGUGCUGGUCUGUGGGUGUGGGGCCGCCGUGUCAUCCAAACCAUGGGCAAAGACCUCACCCCCAUCACCCCCUCCAGUGGAUUCACUAUUGAGUUGGCUUCGGCGCUCACUGUUGUGCUGGCGUCCAAUAUCGGACUCCCAAUCAGUACCACACACUGCAAGGUGGGCUCGGUGGUGGCCGUGGGCUGGCUCCGUUCCCGGAAGGCGGUGGACUGGCGUCUGUUCCGCAACAUCUUCCUGGCCUGGUUUGUCACGGUCCCUGUAGCAGGCCUGUUCAGUGCUGCUGUCAUGGCCCUGUUUGUCUACGGCAUCCUGCCUUUCGUAUGAGAGGGAGCACAAGGGAUAGAGAGAAUGUAUAAAUGAGGCGAUGGGGGCAAAGGCAAGAAAAAAAAAUCAUUAGACCGAAAGACGGUAAGAUGAGUAGAGAGAUUGAAAUAGAGUUGAUGGAGAUGAGGAGAUGGCCAAGGGGGUGGGGGGGGUGUUUAAAAGCUGCCUGGGGAGCAUCCAGAAUUUUCUGACGUAUUGUUCUUUGUUUUAUCUACAAGUAUUUAUUUUAUUUUUCUUUUUUUCAGUUUUAGCUGUUGUAAUGUUAGCAAAAACAGUAUGUCUCAUGAAUCAGUGCAUUUCAUUAUCAAAAAAAAAAAUGUCUCUAAACCUGUGGGCAGGCAGGCAGAGUUUGCUCACGGUCAAGGCUGCGUCUACAUGGUGAAACGGUCAGAUGCGCACAUUUGAACAGGCACGCACACACCAGAAGUGCAUGUAUUCUUAAAUGACCACUCACAAUAUCAUUACACAAGAAAAGAGGGCUCAUAAAACAACAUAUGGCAGAGUGUAAUCAGUCUGCUACAUUGAAUGACGCACGAGUCUGUUCAAGGCUUCAUUUGUUCUACACCAUACUGGAUGUAUAUCAUAUACCAUAUACACUGAAAUCCAGGCCAUGCAAAUAAUAUACUACAAUAACUGCUGUAUCUGCCGGAGCUAUGAUUUAAGGUCCAUAAAAUCAGCUAAGUGUAAAUACUGUGUCAUACAAGUUUGCUUACCUCAAACAACUCUCUGUCAUCCAAAAGCAAAGCUAGUGAGUAAGUCAAAAUAAACGCAGAGAGUGGAGUAAAACACUUAAGACUCAAAUUUUAAUCAUCAUUAUGGGGUAAACGGAACCCUUUUAUCAUUAUAUUUAUACAGACAUUUCCAUAAGCUUUUUUUAAAUAGAAGUAAUAAGAAGGAUAUCACACUUUUAAUUAUGUAUGAUAACAUUUCUACUGUACAUAUUUUCCACGAUGGACUUCGGAUAUAUCUUUAUUUGCUCUUUCAGUCUCGGUGUCUCUUAAUAUCAUAGAAGCUUCAGUGUUGGGCCGGAGUAUGGACAGAUACAAAGCUUUGACAGAGCAGUUACACACUGCUGGAGAUGAACACAAAGAAAUAAUAAUGAAAAAAUCACAAGACCAUGACGAUUCAAACAAAUCCAAAAGCUGCAACACCCAAAGAAUUUGAGUCAUCUAAAAGUUUGAAUCCGGUCCAGUUAGUUUGACAUCUAAUUUUGAAAUUUGGGUGUUGUUUUGUUUAUUAAAGCUCAUAAUUAAGCCAAAAUUCCCUCUUAGCAAUGCAUAUCAUUUCCUACUCACUGGAACUGGGGGAUAUCUUAACACUGCACAUAUGUAAUGUUUAGCUAAUCAAUGAUGAAUAUUGUACGUUACAAGAUUUUGGAUGCAAGACACUUAACAUUGUCUGAAACCAGACCUGUGAAUAUGUCCUCACUGAUUUAAGAGCCGUCGGAAAUGGCUUUUUUCUGGUGUGCCGAGAACUGUAACAUAUACAGUUCUCAAUAAUUCACUCGGCUCUUUGUAGAAAUGUUUUACCAAAGACUUAAAUUGCGAUUGGAAGCUUUUUUCAGUCUCCCAUUCGUCCCUGUGUAAAGUUACCCGAGAAAUCGUUUAUCUGCUCGGAGACGCUUUUAACGCUUCCGAUGAGUAUUAAAUACAACAUCGUAACGAAACAAAAUCCAGAAGUGUAUUGGAAUGCCUGUAGACCCCAUUCAUAAAAAUAAUACCAAGAUAAUGCCUAUACGUGCAGCUACAGCCAAAACCUACUAAACAGCACGUAAUGCUGUCCCAUUGCACAAGCGUACGCACACACUCACAUACACAACCACCAUUACUACACCAGCAUUCGCACAUGCUCUUUUAGUAAGGCAGUGUCAGACGCUGUGGAUAAACACGGCCUCUAGUGCACAAAUGUGGUGAAUUACAUUAACACUGCAGUGUCACGUGAUGUAAUCCCACUGUUUCUCCAUGCAAAGUCCUGAAGACAUGCAGCUGAUAAGACACUGAGACGCCUCAGCAAUAUCAUUCAUCAGACAGGACCGUGUGCAGCCGUCGUCUUAUCUGUUGUCGCAGAGCCACAGAUGGAUCGAGAAAGAAAGAGUCUGGUUGAUUUCUGACUGCGAGGGCAUGCUUUGGAACCUUUAGUCAGAACGCGGCCAUGCGGGCACAGCAUGUGUGGUCAGAUGAGGUCAACGUAGCGAUAGGUCAGUGUCGAUGGUUACUGGUCGUUCGGUUUUGUUUGUUGUUUGCUUAGCCAGGUUUGGCUGAUGUUGAAUUAAGGACAGCGGUUUGAAAGACACCUUAAUACUCUGCCUCUGGAUAGUCACCAGAUUUGUACGUGUGGCUUUGAACCAAUGCAAAGUGUUAACUUCUUUUUCCUCGUGUGUGUAUUAUACUUUUUGUUUUUAUCUUUCAUCAUGAACAAAUCUAUGCUUCAAUGGCCAUUUGCCUUGUAAUAUUGUGCUUUACUGUUUGUCAGAUACAGUAACUUCAGUACUGUGGUGUUUACAUUGUCAUAUUGUAGAAAUAACUCAUUACAGUUGCCUAAAAAUGUCAACGAAAGACAAACUAUUAACUACAAAUGAUGAAAUAACCAGGAAUAGUGCAAGGUGUCUCAUGUCCUUUCAUGUUUUAGUUAGUAGCGGUGUGAAAUAUGAUCAUGUGUUACUCGUACACCGCUGCACUUAGGAAAAAAAAAGAAAUAAUACUGAAAUAAACUGUACAUGUUGGGUGUGAUUUAAAAAAUAUUAAAUCAAUAGAUAUAUAAAUUUCAUUCAAACUAUAUUUUUCUACAUAUCUGAGUUUUACCUUGAGUGCUGACUUUUGUCAUGGAGAGUGAACUGGGCUCGAACAAGUCCUGUUAGACAUUAAUGUGAUGUUGAGAAAUGGAUCUAAAAUAUGUCCUGAUCUAAUGGUUUCUUAAUUAAUGCAAUAUAUAAGAGAAUAAUUCAGGUAAGGGUUUUAACAGACUAAAAAUCCUGAGGGAUACUUUGAGAGAUUCCAUAUAUCCAUCGAUUCUUUUGCCCAGGGAACUUUCUCCUUUGUUUGAGAGAACGAGAGAGUGGUUGCUAAUUGUUCAAAUUCAGCGAUGUUCAUGAUUAUUUUUGGAAAGUAAAGGAUAAAAAAAACUUUGUAAUUUUGUUUCCCUGCAUUGCAAUAGUAAGUUGCCAGAUAGAACCUCCACAGCGGUGGCGUCACCACUGUUUAGACAGAUGGGAGCACAGCAAAGCGAGGUUUUUCACCAGACCCGUCACUCUUACAAACCAGCCGGUGACAUUACCUGCUUUUCGGCAGUUGUUCUUUCUAUCGCUGGCAUAUUUAUGUGUAUAUAGCGAAAUUUCAUAUGGCCAAUGUCUCUCAGAGUAUGCAGUAGCAUGCGUGGCCACAGGAGGGUAGCAUUUAAAAAAAAACACACACAAAAAAAAAAAACAGACCCCUCACUUAGGACAAAAGUGCCAAUGGCUAUGCUUCGUGGAGCUUCAUAGAAAACUCGCAAAACCCUUCGGAAAAUCUGUAAAUCAUUGUGGUUACAAAACAAACCUGAUACGAAUUCAACCGAUCAGUAUACAGUAUCACAUCUGGAAUUUUUGUACAAGGAAACUAUCUAGUUACCGUAGGGGAAAAAGUGAAGGUUCCAGUUUUCUACUCGGCAGCAUAUCGACGUUCUCCCUUAGUGGAUGUACUGAUUGCGUUUAUUUUCUAUGUUCUCAUCCGCAUUUAAAACUAGACAGAAUGUAGCCUACUCCUUUGCUGGCCUGCUGACGCCUGCUAUAUGUUGUCUCUGUACUGCCAUGCUGUUAGUGCCAUGCUGUAAACUGUCUGGUACCCUCUUAAGACAAGGCUGUAGACCUAACAAUACUACCCUUAACUGCAUAUGUACUGUAUUAUUGUUUUAUUUCUUUUGACUUUUUUUGUGAGAGUUGUCUGCAUUUUAACUAAUUAAAUUAUGGGAAUUAAAAUUACAAAGAAUAA